Molecule: messenger RNA, 2081 nt
Organism: Suillus plorans
Lineage: Eukaryota; Fungi; Basidiomycota; Agaricomycetes; Boletales; Suillaceae
Product: general substrate transporter
Exons: 11
Coding region: 485-1885 (466 amino acids)
Biological process (GO): monosaccharide transmembrane transport
Cellular component (GO): membrane
Molecular function (GO): hexose transmembrane transporter activity
Source: RefSeq, a predicted model, not a curated record
UAGCUCUCGUUCAGCCUCGCUGAAGUCGACAACCUGGAUCAGCGAAUGUCAGAAUGAACACUAUGUACCAGUAACUGGAGCCUUACAUUGCCAAACAAUUCAUCAUCGACUUCACGCCCGUGCUUCUCGCAUUCAUCUGCCAUGGAGUUGAAAAGGACAAGAAAAUGUAAUCGGUAGUGCUCGACUGAACCUCCAUUUGCAUAGGAAUUUGUUACAGUGCCGCGCCGCAUAUGCCUCGUCAGUGCCGCGUCGCAUAUGCCUCGUCAGUGCCGCGUCACAGGCGCGUCACGACCGCGGUAGGGCCACGUCAAUUUCACCUGGCCCGUCCGACUUAGGUUAGGUUUGAAUCUCCGGUUAGGACCUAAUGGCCCACACCUAUAAUUCAACUUCCUACUCGCGGGCUCGCAUACACGUCGAUCGUCCACUGUCCCCAACUUGAAGCACUGGAGUCUGACAGUUGUACUACUGUCUUCAUAAGUUUCAGAUGACCUCUGAGGGCGCUCAUACAUUUACAAAGUACGGCUGGCUCGUAUGUCUAUGGGUCCUCACUGUUUCGUUCCAGUAUGGUUAUCACACGUCCGCUCUGAAUCAGCUACAAGCUGUCCUGACGUGCAAAAUCGCUGAUUCAACUGCCCCAAUGUACUAUGGUCUACCCACGUGUAUCCCCAUGUCCGAUGCAACAUUCUCUGUAGUGACGUCCAUGUAUACCAUGGGAGGCUUCUUUGGCAGUUUGAGCGCUAACAUUGUUAUGGACCGUUAUGGGCGGAAAGGUGCUUCUCGUCUCAGCGCUGUGCUCACAGCUGUUGGUUCAGCCGUAUUUGGACUGUCCUCUUCCGUAGGUCCACUGAUUCUUGGCAGAUUUCUUGUUGGUCUCGCAGCUGGCUUAGGCAUUUGUCUUUGUCCUAUAUACCUGUCUGAGAUAGCACCAGUCAAAAUCAAGGGAAACUUGGGCGUUCUAACACCGUUGGCUCUAGUUAUCGGUAUAAUGGUCACCCAAGGAAUGGGCUUCGGUCUUGCAACUCCCCGACAAUGGCGUUUUGUACUGCUCAUCUCAUCGGGGAUAUCCAUUUUCCAGUAUUUCAGCAGCCCGUUUGUCGUAGAGUCUCCUUCGUAUCUCAACCGGAAGGGACUGGUAGAUCAAGAGAAGUUAGCGAUUCACAGAUUGUGGGGCGAAAUUCAUGAUGUUUCGCGUACAGACCCUGAAGAACAAGACAGCGAGGAACCUCUGUUACCAGACAGUGAUAGCGCCACAGAACGCCUCUCAGCUGUCCACCAGCCUGCAAUGACUAUUCCUCAAUUGUUUGCCUCUACUGAACUUCGCCGGCCUCUAUUGACAAUUAUCGCCGCCAUGACAUCCCAACAAAUAUCAGGAAUUAACGCAGUUUUGUACUACAGUAACGAUAUACUCUCUAAAUCCCUUCCCGAACUAGCAUCAUAUGUUUCGCUGGCAAUCACGAUUGUCAACUUUUUCAUGACUUUUCCGCCGAUCUUCCUUAUUGAGCGAGUGGGCAGGAAACAACUAAUCCAAUUAUCAGUCGCUGCCGCUCUUCUGUCUCAUCUAGCUGUUGGCUAUGGGCUGAAUAGCGGCCUCGUGACUUUGUCCAGUAUCGCAAUCACCACUUUUGUCAUGUCGUUUGCCUUCGGAUUAGGCCCUAUUCCGUUUGUCAUCAUCCCCGAGGUGGCACCACCCCAUGCUGUGUCCGCCAUUUCAUCAGUGGGUCUGUCGCUGAACUGGUCCAGCAAUUUUGUCAUUGGUCUGAUCUUUCUUCCGCUGCGCAAUUUUCUUGCAAAUGGCGAUCCCAUGAAGGAAGGAAGAAUAUUUUAUGUCUUUGCAGUGGCGCUACUCUGCUCGACACUUUGGUUUUUGAAAUUAUACAGGGGUUAAGGGGCUACAGCAUACUGCCCGGCUCGUAUGUCGCGUACAUCCAUGGCAAUAACUCACUAUUCAUUGCCUCAUAUGACGUUGGUGUGCACAGACAUUCAUAUCGUGUAAAUACCGUCGCACAGUUUACAAUGGUGUCGUGCUGUUGCGUCCUGGUGGACCUUGCAUGUCUAUUUGUCUGAUGUUCUAAGAAUGCAAG